Molecule: messenger RNA, 1527 nt
Organism: Myotis lucifugus (little brown bat)
Lineage: Eukaryota; Metazoa; Chordata; Mammalia; Chiroptera; Vespertilionidae
Gene: TCERG1L
Product: transcription elongation regulator 1 like
Exons: 12
Coding region: 1-1527 (508 amino acids)
Cellular component (GO): nucleus
Molecular function (GO): RNA polymerase binding; transcription coregulator activity
Source: RefSeq, a predicted model, not a curated record
AUGUCUGCUGUUGCCCAGCACUGCACUGGGUCCUGGGGCAAUUGCAGGCCUUCCCAUUCGCGUGGCAAGACCAAGCUGACGGUGUUCCGUGGCCCCCUGAACCCAUGCUCUGUGGAGGAGAAAGAGAUGGCGACCAGCUCUGUCUGGAGGCGCCAGGCCCGCCCAAAAGCGACAUGGCUAUUCGGUGGCCCUUCUCCAUCAAUAGGGCUGUCCCCCUCUUCCACUGUGGAGCUGGUGCCCAUCUUCCCACAUGUCUGCCCAUCUGCUCUCCCCCCUCCUAUUGGGAAAGGUUGGAUAGACAAACGGAUACCCAAUUGUAAGAUCUUUUUAAAUAAUUCCUUUGCUCUGGACUCAACGUGGAUAUAUCCUGAGGAAUCAAGAUUGUUCCAUGGGUAUGAAAAGCCUCAUUUAUUGGCAAAUCAAGUAGCUGUGUCUCUGUCCAGGCCAGCACCUGCCUCCAGGCCUCUUCCCACAGUGGUGUUAGCACCUCAGCCUAUACCAGGUGGUUGCCACAACAGCCUUAAGCCCGUCGGCAGCAGCCCCGCCAUCGCCAUCGCCGCCGCUGCCGCAGCCAUGGUCUCUGUGGACGCUGAGGGACUUGGGGGCCCCUCCCCCUCCAGUGCGCAGCCCUGCCACUUCCUGACGCUGGCACCCAUCAAGAUACCCCUGCGGACUGUCCCCUUCCCUGAGAAAAGCAGGGACCGGGUCCGCACGCCCCGCCCUCCUGCCCUGAUGCUGCGAGCGGAGAGGAAGAGCCCGGCCAGGGACGAAGGGCAUAAGAAGCUCGGUGGUGGAAGGUGCGUGGUCUGGACGGGCGAUGACCGGGUUUUCUUCUUCAACCCCACGAUGCAGCUGUCCGUGUGGGAGAAGCCCGUGGACCUGGAGCACCGCGGGGACCUCAACAGGAUCCUCGAGGACCCGCCGCACAAGCGCAAGCUGGAGGCCUCGGCCGCCGAGCACAGCGACGGGUCGGGCUCCGAAGACGGCCUGGAAGACCCGAACGUGAAAACCAAGAGGAACCGGACCGAAGGCCAGGUGAGCCCUGGCCCAGAGGAGGCGGAGAGAGAGGACAAGGGCACCAGGACGCCACCGCCGCCCCAGAUCCUCCUGCCGCUGGAGGAGCGGGUGACCCACUUCCGAGACAUGCUCCUGGAGAGAGGGGUGUCAGCGUUUUCUACGUGGGAGAAAGAAUUGCAUAAGGUCGUGUUUGAUCCCCGCUACCUCCUGCUGAACUCCGAGGAACGGAAACAGAUAUUUGAACAGUUUGUCAAGACGAGGAUAAAAGAGGAAUACAAGGAAAAGAAAAGCAAAUUGCUGCUAGCCAAAGAAGAAUUCAGGAAACUUCUGGAGGAGUCGAAGGUGUCGCCCAGGACCACAUUCAAGGAGUUUGCUGAGAAGUAUGGCCGGGACCAGAGAUUUCGACUUGUUCAAAAAAGGAAGGACCAAGAGCACUUUUUCAACCAAUUCAUCCUUUCGCUUAAGAAACGGGACAAGGAAAACAGACUCAGGCUGCGGAAAAUGAGAUGA